Messenger RNA from Cariama cristata (Red-legged seriema), 263 nucleotides. It is a transcript of the gene SYNGR2, whose product is annotated as synaptogyrin 2. The transcript is spliced from 2 exons. The record is from RefSeq and is a predicted model, not a curated record. NCBI's taxonomy places the organism in Eukaryota, Metazoa, Chordata, Aves, Cariamiformes, Cariamidae. The annotation marks the transcript as partial. Gene Ontology annotation, cellular component: synaptic vesicle membrane; neuromuscular junction.
GUCUCUGGACGUUCCUGUGGUUCAUUGGCUUUUGUUUCUUGACCAACCAGUGGGCCUGGACGCAGGCCGAGGAUGUGCAUGUUGGGGCUGACUCGGCCCGUGCCGCCAUCACCUUCAGCUUCUUCUCCAUCUUCUCCUGGGGGCGGAAAGCCGGCCUCCUGAUCGCCUUCGCUUACAAGAGGUACAAAAUGGGGGUGGAGGACUUUGCUCACAGCUACGUUGAUCCUGCCCCAGAGGUUUCAACUCCCUACUCCAGCUACCCC